AUGCCCGUUGUCUCGAAUCUUGUGCUCCCGCAAAUCAGUGAUGAACUAAUCUUCCAAAACUUAUUAUCUCUCUUGUUUUUGUUCAUUACUGCCUUCUCAGGUGAUGACGAUGCGAAGAUGAGAGAGAUAGGCGGUCAAUCAAUGGUUUUUUACCCGCUGUCAAGUCUGUGGCGCCGGAGGCGGUCCAAGACUGUAUCUUGCCUAGCUACCUAG
This is a messenger RNA of Morchella sextelata, 213 nucleotides long. RefSeq lists its product as uncharacterized. The transcript is spliced from 5 exons. The coding region runs from base 1 to 213 and encodes 70 amino acids. NCBI's taxonomy places the organism in Eukaryota, Fungi, Ascomycota, Pezizomycetes, Pezizales, Morchellaceae. The record is from RefSeq and is a predicted model, not a curated record.